Messenger RNA from Cryptotermes secundus, 4614 nucleotides. It is a transcript of the gene Naa60, whose product is annotated as N-alpha-acetyltransferase 60. The record is from RefSeq and is a predicted model, not a curated record. The coding region runs from base 236 to 1021 and encodes 261 amino acids. Gene Ontology annotation, biological process: N-terminal peptidyl-methionine acetylation. Gene Ontology annotation, cellular component: Golgi membrane. Lineage: Eukaryota; Metazoa; Arthropoda; Insecta; Blattodea; Kalotermitidae. The transcript has 6 exons. Gene Ontology annotation, molecular function: histone acetyltransferase activity; protein-N-terminal amino-acid acetyltransferase activity.
UGUUUCAAUGUUAGUUUACCUGGGUAUUUUGGACUUACAAUGACAACAAACGUCGGAGGCAAUGAGUGUAUUUCCUUCAAUAAUGUUUCUGUCAGUUCAACACUAAUAGCAAUAUAAAUAUCCAAGGUUAUAUUUGUGAAAAGUCUGCAUUAGCUAAACUUGAAAUGUAGUAUACUUCCAAAUAUGUUGCCGAAUAAUUGAAAUGAUGUAGGCCUGGCUUUGGACUGGGCAUUUCAUGGCUGGAAUUAACUGGUAUGCUGGGUGCCAAAUAAAUCAGAAAUCCUGUAUGACUAAACCAGUGCCACUCUGCAGCUUAACAAAUCUUCAGUUGAGGUUUUUAUGUCCCUCAGAUUUGGAGGAGGUGCGGGCACUUUGCCAGGAUUGGUUUCCUAUUGAUUAUCCUUACUCAUGGUAUGAAGACAUCACUUCAAAUCCUAGAUUCUAUUCCUUGGCAGCAGUCUAUGAUGGUGUCAUCAUUGGUCUUAUUGUGGCAGAAAUAAAAUCUUAUAUAAAGUUAAAUCGAGAGGAUCGUGGUAUUCUGUCACAGUCAUUCAGUAAGCAGACAGAAGUAGGAUACAUCUUGAGUCUAGGAGUGAGCAAAGAUCACCGCCGUAAUGGCAUAGCCUCCCUCCUGCUCGAUAAUUUAAUUUCUCACCUCACGACCGUUGAACAUGUGGACUGCAAGGCCCUCUUUCUGCAUGUUCUCACAACUAAUUCACCUGCCAUUCAUUUUUAUGAACAUCGCAAUUUCAGGUUACAUUCCUUUCUCCCCUACUAUUAUUCCAUCAAGGGGAAGUGCAAAGAUGGCUUCACUUACGUGCUGUACAUCAAUGGAGGCCAUCCACCCUGGGGAAUAUAUGACUAUCUGAAGCACUACUGUGGACUCGUAUAUCGUGCUGACCCUUGCUCACUUCCGCUGUGGGUGUGGCACAAGAUGCAAGGCGCUGUCCAUUGGGUGUGGCCUGGAAUUCGCCGUAUCGUAGUACAGAACACCACAGCAGUAUUUUCUUUCUCCAGCUAACACUGGCGCAGAUACAGUACCUCUUGAUUGGGAGUGCUUACAGGAAUUACCAAUAUAUAUGGUGCUUAGAACCCUCAGCCAUAGGUUCUGUGACAUUUUAUUGCAUCUAUGAGGCCCUUUGGGGUCCAGGCCAUGGAGCAAAUCAUGUGGGGAAUGAAGCAUAUUUUAUUUUUAUUGUUUGCUAGAGAGUUUGAUAGAUACACUUUUAUGCUGCCAUUUCUUUUUCCAAUGAUCCUACUUGUAUAUCAGUUGUUCUCACCAGAUACCAAAGUAUAAAUGUACAAGACUGCAAAACAUUUAUGGUUGCAGUUUUCUUUCAUCUGAAAUAUAGACACAAGCACAAUUAACCAUUUGAUGCAGUAUUUAAAUUCAUAGUCUCCUGGUUUAGCAGAUCAAUUACUUUAAAUGCCCUUAAAAUUUGUAAAACUUUUUGAUACUUGGCUAUGUUAAGCACAGCAGGUGAACGUUCAGGUUUGCUUUGGCCUUCUGCCUGUAACCUGGCAACAGAUUAAAAUAAAUGAAUUGGAUAUUCUUUAAGGUAAUAGGUUACUUGGGCUAAGUAUUGUACACUCCAUUGCUGCUUAUUGUUAACUACUUUUUCAUGAAACUGGUAUGAAUAUUAUUUAUGAAUUGGGCCAGUGAAAUGAGUAGGAACAUUGGAAAACAUAUUAUUAUUAUUAUUUUGCUGUCUGAUAGUGAAUCAUGUGGAUGUUUUGAUGAUAUUAACCCUCAUACUGCAGAGCUUAGUACCAUGGGCUCUGCAAGAAUUGUUAGUCUGUGUCUCAAAAACUGAAUAACAUGAGAGAGAUCUCUAUGCCUAAGAUAUGAAGGAGAAAGUGUUAAAUUAUAGUGCCAUCAUUAGUAUAUUUAUCAAUUACAGGCAGUGAGGACUAAGUUUAUGAGCAUUAUCAGAACUAGCAGGGUCUCCCUCACAUUCUUAGUCCAUUCAGUUGCAGGAAAAGGGUUAAUGCAGAGGGAGAUGAAGCGUAAAUUGAAAGACUGGUGGUGUAGUGUAUUGCAUGUUUUAUUUCCAUUCUAUCUGAAUAUAGUUUGUGAAAUUUAUUGGUAAACCAUCAAAUGAGAAUGAACGUUUUAAAAUUGUGGUGAUUACUGGCAGUUUAUUGGGGUGGGGGGCAUGGGAAUGAGAAACAAUAGAUUAUUGUAUGAACUGUUACAGAAAUAGAAGAUUGUUUUUAUCAACAUAAGACCUUUGUUAAUUGUUGAGGUCUGUAAGAUGUUACUUUUGUUUGGUGAGUAUGCUUCAAUAAUACUUUGUAUGCCCUCUAAUGUGCAUGGUUUGAGUCAGGGAUACAAAGAAAAGUUGACUUUACCAGUUCUUUUAGUUGCAGCAUACACUAGCCAUCUGUAAUUACCAUACCACCCAAUUACAGAAGGGCAUAACAAGUGUUGAACUGAUGCCUUAAAACUUUAAAUGUUAGUAGUGUGUGUAUUACUGAAUUAAAACUUUUGUUGUUAUAGCUGCCACAUUUAUACUUAUGUACCCACAGCACAGUUUUCUUUCAUAUUCUUUUAUUAGGUGCAUCACAUGUUGUAGUGUAACUUACACAAUUUUGCUAUGAAAGUAUUAACAUUAAUGGAUAGUUCUUGAAUUGUAGGUUUUCAAAGCAAGGACUGAUUGAAGUUAUUCUUCAGUUGCAGUAUUCUUGUCAUGUCACUAUUUUCAGUGAUUGUGCAUUCCUGUUUUGAGCAGCAGCAGCAAAAAUAACAAAGGUGAAAAGCAUUUAAAUUCCUACAUCCCUUGCCAAGAAAUUGAGCUGUAGAGGUGGUAUCAGUACUGUCAUCUGGCUGCAGCCACUUGUUGGAUGUCGCUCUCAGAGCUGUAUGAACAUUGUCUUUAAAUACUCUUUGCAGUUCAAAACAAUAAAUAAUAAUAAUAUCUAAUAUAGAAUAUAACCUGUUUUGCAAAGUGUAGUUGCAGGCUUAAAUGCUUUACCAUAAAUUAUAGUACAAUUAUAUCUGAGCCUAUGCAAUGAUGGAUAAAGGUUUAGUAUAGUUGUUAAGACAAAUAUAAAUUUAAUUUUAGUACUGUAAUGAUAUAAAGUUAUAUAUAAUAUAUUAUGUACAUAGAGAUGUCCUAGUAUGUACAGUAAUAUAUGAAUGAAUACCUGUAUACAAACUUUAUUGUAGCAUGUGGCCACACAGGCGAUGUCAAUGUUUAGUUGAUCAGUAUUUUAGAAACUGUUUGUGUUGUGGAAGAAAAUGAAUUUUAAGGUCUACAGACUGUUUUGUGUCAUGUGUAAUUAAUAAUUUAUACUAUUUUAUAAUUAAUUUGUUAUGCCCCAGAACUUGGGAUGUGCUCAGUGUCUGUACAAAGAAUGCUGAAGUUUGUGACAAUUGAAUUCCCGUGUUUCAUCAGGUGGUAUGUGUAUGAUAUUUACAGUGAAUGAGCCUUAGACCUGUUUGAGAGAUACAUUUUCAUAAGUAAACUUCACCCUUUCUACUCUGAGAUCAGUUGAAAUUUUCUGUGCUAAGUUGUAACAGAAUUUCCUAUAAAAAAGAUGUACUGGCAUGGAAUUCAAACUCAUACCAACAGAUGGCAGCUGAAUAUAUAAAUCUGAUGUGUUGACUCAGGAAUUUACAUUUAUAUGUCUGAAAUCAUAAUCUUGGAGUGGAAGGGGUUAAAUAUGGUUCAUGCAUUGGAGAUGUAAAAUUAUGAAACUAAUUUUGUUUCACAACAUUUUGAAAUUUGAACUAUUAGUAUAGUUCAGUCGGUUUCUAGAUUUAAUUGAAAAUUAGUGUGAUAUAGUGAACCUCCAUAUUUUAAUGGAUCUGUACCACACAAAUGAAAUAGGCAUGUUGUGACUGAAGAGAAAUAUGAAGUAAUAGGUAAUAUGAUUGUCUUUUAUUAUUAUACAUAACAAUUAAACCAUUUCCUCGGCUCAUCACAACCUACUUCACCAGGUUAUUUCAGAAAAAUUGUUGAGAGCUGAUGCUGAUGUCGCUAAAAUUAAUAGCAAAGAUCGAAUCACAGUUUUAUUUCCGUAUGUCAAUGCAAACGUAAAAUCCACUUGUAGAGUACUGUCUUCUGGCAUGAUGCCGUGUAGUUUGAUACAACAUAGCAUUCUUUUUGUUAAUGCUGUGAGAACCGCAAUUCUAAAAUCCACAUAUUUCUAUCAUGAUUUUUGUGUUAACCCAUUUCUUUAAAGUCUCUGUUAGUGUGACAACCACGUUAAUUAAUGACUUCAUACACGAUAUUAUUCAAGUAAAAAUCAAUUUCCAUAAAUACAACUAGAAAAAAAAACUUUAAUUGUUAUAGAGCUGAUCAAGAUAUUCUCUGCAUUUUUGUAACUAAAUAGUUCAUUAUAGAAACUUGUUGUUGGAUCCUGUAGUGAGAGUUACUACUUUAGAUCAUUACUCCAGAACCUUUUUCUCUGUAGAUCUGUUUUUGUGUUAUCCUUCCACCCAAUCAUAGUCCUCCCAAAUGUUCUGUAAUGGAAUUUUCCACACAAACCUUUGUGUGCAUGUUUGGAUUUUUUCAUUGCAUUGUUUGAUUUAUUAAUAUUGGCUCCUAUUUUGCUUUCUUUUUCAGAUCCAAAUAUCCGUUCUUAUAUAUACAUAGAUAAGGUAAAGUU